Molecule: messenger RNA, 2769 nt
Organism: Lytechinus pictus (painted urchin)
Lineage: Eukaryota; Metazoa; Echinodermata; Echinoidea; Temnopleuroida; Toxopneustidae
Exons: 8
Coding region: 623-1738 (371 amino acids)
Source: RefSeq, a predicted model, not a curated record
ACAAUUUCAAAUGAGUCCCUCUUUACCUGAGUAUGGAUUCAAGGAAACACACCAUCGUAUUGCAACAGCGCCCAAUAUUAUCAUAAAUGCGAGGGUUCCCUUGGAAUCCAUUUCGUCGAGGAUUAAAUAAGGACGAAAUUAAAACCAGGAGUUGAAAAUCAUGGCACGUGUCCAAGCUCCAACUCCAAGCCAGCUGCUGUCGCCACGUAUGCAGUCUUAUUGCGGUUACGCCGGCAGCGUACUCCCCAUGAAUCGCCGGCUGACAAACCGAAAAGUGCCGUAAUGUUAAUGCUUUCACGUGCCUACUAUGUGUGUGUGGAUUUACAUGCGUUUCGUAUUUAAUGGGUGGGGCAUGGAGCUUGAUCGUGUGACCUCCAAGGCCACGAUGUAAACACGGGUCAGGGAGCUGGAGCGGAGAGUCAGAGUUAUUUUUAAACAUUGUGAAAUUAAAUAGCUGUGCAGUGCACCAAAUUAUCAGCGAUUUCAAAAAGACGAGAGGAAAAGUCAGACGACCCAGUGAAGAUCUGGAGUAGAAUUUCACGAAUAGCCAUUGUUCACAGCUUCGGAAGGAUUUAGGCUACAAGACUUCUGCCUGUGGCUUUGAAAACCUUACCAAGCCAAGAUGGGAAACACACAGGGUAAUGUCCCCCAAGGGUCGUUGAAUGUCACCACGAUGCAAGGUCCUCAGGGCGCUGUCCAGUCGGGGGCCCACUCUCCUCUACCAGUUGACACCGUGCCCUACAGAGGGCCUAAGCUCGAGUAUUUUAUGAUCAAUAUCUCGGCUAAGAUGAGUGUACAAGCUGGAUUCUUUCAAUCCAUGAUUACAACAAACGUGGACGAGUACUACCCGACUCUGGUCCAACCGUACCAACAUGGCUUCAAGAUGAUUCAGUUUCAGACGAUACCAGGGGUGAGGUCCCAGGCAGGAUGGUUCAGCCAAGCCGUUCCGUUCCAAGCUGUACUCACAAGACCCAUUGGAAUGCCUCCUCCCAAUGAGCAAUGGAAUCUGCAAAUAGUCAAAAGUUUUAUCGAGCUCCAAAUAUUUUAUUCUUUCACAUCAUGGUCCACCAAUGGUCAGACGGCAAACACUACUGAUGUUAUGACAAAGAUCAUGGAUAUGUGUCAGAGAGGGGCCAGGCUUAUCUGUAUUGAAGCAACAGGAAUGCAGCAGAAUCCGUCAUUUUCGUCAGGACUGCGCGGUCAUGCUGGCACCAUUGGAGUGGACCUGCUCUUUCACAUUCCGCAGCACCCCAACCCAACCCCUUACGUUUACCACGGCAUCCAUGUGCCUAUCACCUACACGGUGCAGGCCGGCUUUGGCAUACCCUCCUACCAAUGUAUGACGGAUCUCAGCGCCCAAUUCGGUGCCUUCUUGAACCAAGGAUGGAAGCUAGUGGAGAUCAAUUUGGACUCUUCGCAGAUGCAAAGAACGACUGGAUUUACGACUGGACAGAUCUGUAUGAAUUCUAUGUGGUUCUUUGAGAAGGAAGCUGCAUAUGUGAACGACUCCACACCCAAAUGGCAGGGAACUAUCAUAACAUAUCAACACAAAGUCAAGGCUCAAUUUGGAGGUGUAGCAGCAUCAAGGCAUAACUGGGACCCCAUCCUGGUAGAGAUGGGUCAACGUGGUUGGGAGUUGGCUUGUAUCCUAGAAACGCCAGAAACACGCCAGAGCGGACUCACCUCGGCAACCACGACUGUCCUUUUGUUCUUUCAGAGGCCCAUCAUUCCGAUGUAGAUCUCCGUCUUGUAAGCAUGCGGAACCAUCGGGGCCUGUGACUUUUGGAAAUCCCUGGCUCAUGGCAUGCAUAUAUUCAGUCCGAUUGGGGAUGUCAAGUGUUACUGUUGGUGUUGAGAGCUUGAACAGGGCUGCUGAACCGAUCUCAGACACCUACAUUAGGUUUGGUUCAGCUGAAAAGGGUUGAUGAACUGAUCUCAGACACCUUCAUGUACAUUAGCUUUGCUUCAGACUUAUAGGCCCGUAUUCUCAAAAGAGUUUUCAAUUGUAACAUGGACUGUGCAGAUUUAUUUCUUUAACGUGCUUCGUUUUAAGCGCACUUUGCCGAAAAGGUGCAUUUAAUUGGAUUUAACUUUGUGUACGCGAUGAAAUAGCGUAAUUAUGUUUUAAAAAUCUGCAUAGUCCAUGGUUUUGUACCAUGGUACAAUUGAAACCUCUUUUGACAAUACGGGCCAUAAUGUACCAAGCGCGUCAUCUAUAAGGCAACACCAAGUGAUGACGUCACGCCCGUGCCCUAGCAUCUAAACUUCAUGCAAGAAGAGUUGGUGAUAAAAAGGAAAAUCAGGGAAAUUGUAUAUUCAAAUCUCAUUGUACAAAAUGCGAAGUCUGAAUCCACCUCAUAUUUUUGCUCAUUGAAAUGUAAAAAAAUCAUUUUACCGUAUUGUUUUUAUUCUGUUUGGAAGCUUGAGAUUGUCAUCACCAACAGCAAACUCAUGAUAUGGCAUAUUUUCUAAGGUCAAUCCCAACACCCCUCCUCCCUUUCAAGUAUAGUACUGUGGCUGGUGUUGCCACGACACCACAUUUAGACACUGUACCUGUAAUUGCCCAAUCGAUAAGAAUCAGGGUUUCAAUCUCUGUUCACAGCCAUUCCUAAAGCCUGGGGCACACUACGCAUUUCAUUGCGAUCCGAAUUUCAGAGAAAUUGUAAUAACAUUUGAUAUGAACAUUCCAACUGAUAAAAUCUUAGCGAUCAGAGUUCAGAAUAUUGCUAGGACGACUGAAAUCUAAAUUCAGUCUAGUUUGAGCCUUGA